AUGGUCGUAGCUAUCUGUUCGACGACUAAACUGCGAAUAAUUCCCAAGGAGAGUUUAAGAUUAUAUCCUCCGGCACCCACCACCGGAAGGACCCUGAGUGAAGACGUGGAAUGCGAUGGAUAUCGAAUUCCUAAAGGGACGAACUGCGUGGUACUUAUCUACUUCCUGCAUCGUAACCCGGAAGUGUUUCCCAAUCCGGAAGUUUUCGAUCCGGACAGGUUCUUACCCGAAAAUUGUGCCGGAAGACAUCCUUACGCCUUCAUCCCCUUCUCUGCAGGUCCUAGAAAUUGUAUAGGACAGAAAUUUGCAAUUAUGGAAGAGAAAACAGUUUUGGCUAAUGUCAUGAGAAAUUUCCAUGUCGAAUCCUUAGACGAGACGGUGCAACCCGUUUUGAGUGUCAUUCUUAGACCUUAUGGUCCCAUUAGAAUCCGAAUUAAACCAAGGAAAAGGAUAGAAGAACAUUAAUGUUUUACAUAGAGAAAAUUUGAAGUAAUCUCAAAAGAAUUGAUUCUACAGACUAUCGAUCUCGGUGUAAUUCUUCCAGCUCAUUGAACCUAUACGGAAUCAAUAAUGUAGUUUCUACAACAAAUCAAUCUAUUGUCCUGAUUGAAAAGACUCGUGGUAGAAACAUUAAAAUUGCAUUGGCAUAACGCGUAAUUUCUUUGUAACCCUAUCUUAUAUUUCAAAUAACCAACAUAAGAAAGAUACAUUUUAAUUUCUAU
This is a messenger RNA of Centruroides sculpturatus (bark scorpion), 722 nucleotides long. Its product is annotated as cytochrome P450 4c3-like. NCBI's taxonomy places the organism in Eukaryota, Metazoa, Arthropoda, Arachnida, Scorpiones, Buthidae. Gene Ontology annotation, molecular function: iron ion binding; monooxygenase activity; heme binding. Bases 1 to 465 code for a protein of 154 amino acids. The transcript has 4 exons. The record is from RefSeq and is a predicted model, not a curated record.